AUGCCUUUCUCCAAGCCAUCUGCUCAGCUUUGCUACAGCUCCCAUCCGGCAGUGGGCACAGUCAAGCCCGCGUUAGUCGUGUUUGUCAAUGGCCUUGGACUGCCGCAGACCUCAUGGGAGGGUACUACUGACCGAGACCCUGGCGACAUCACCGCUGAGCACCCCAUGCACGGCCAUGAUACUUUGACAGUAGUCCGGGAUCUGCACCAAUUGCUCACACAAGUCGCAUCGGAGAAGAUGGGUAUAUACGAUCUUAGCUGUCUGCCACUUGUGUUGGUCUCUAACUCGAUUGGCGGCGCGCUGGUACGACUCUAUGCUCAAGAAUAUCCCGGUACAGUGACGGGUCUUCUUUUCCUCGACAGUGUGCUCGCAAAUUCCGACUUUGUCUCCAUCUAUCCAGACCCUGAUGCGCCUGGCUUCGACCCGACCAGCUUGCCAGAAAGGGUUACUAUGAAUGCUAUCCAUGCUGCUCGGGCGUAUAUGCAACAGGGGUUUCACCCCAACAAUGGAAGUCGCGAGGGACUCAGUCGAAAGAAUCUGGCGCAACUCUUACCGGACAGUGACGGGCCCAAGUUGCAGGGUCCGGACUGCCGAGGUCCCUGGGUUACUGUCGUCGGCCAUGAGUUUGAGGCGUUCAAGGUUGAUUUUGAGCAGAUGGGUGGCGCCCCCCCAAGGCUUACGGAAGUUUACAUGAAUUCUUACUGGCAUCAUUUCAACCAAGGAUUGGCCAAGCUCACCGAACCGGAUCGCAGUAAGGGCCCUCUCCAGGCUCUGGGGGCCGGCCAUUUUGUCCAGAGAGACAACCCGGAGCUAGUCUCUAAAGAACUACGCGAUAUUCUUGAUAAGAUCCUUUGA
Molecule: messenger RNA, 855 nt
Organism: Aspergillus caelatus
Lineage: Eukaryota; Fungi; Ascomycota; Eurotiomycetes; Eurotiales; Aspergillaceae
Product: alpha/beta fold hydrolase
Exons: 3
Coding region: 1-855 (284 amino acids)
Source: RefSeq, a predicted model, not a curated record